This is a messenger RNA of Myzus persicae (green peach aphid), 1979 nucleotides long. Its product is annotated as serine/threonine-protein phosphatase alpha-2 isoform. The record is from RefSeq and is a predicted model, not a curated record. NCBI's taxonomy places the organism in Eukaryota, Metazoa, Arthropoda, Insecta, Hemiptera, Aphididae. The coding region runs from base 1 to 990 and encodes 329 amino acids. Gene Ontology annotation, molecular function: protein serine/threonine phosphatase activity. Gene Ontology annotation, cellular component: cytoplasm; nucleus. The transcript is spliced from 7 exons.
AUGACAGACAGUGACAAAUUGAACAUCGACAACAUAAUUUCGAGACUCUUGGAAGUGCGCGGUGCUAGACCCGGCAAGAACGUUCAGCUGUCCGAAGGCGAAAUUAGAGGCCUGUGCCUCAAGUCAAGGGAGAUCUUCCUGUCGCAACCCAUACUAUUGGAGCUCGAGGCGCCGUUGAAAAUAUGUGGGGAUAUUCAUGGUCAAUACUAUGACUUACUGCGUUUAUUUGAGUAUGGCAGUUUUCCACCCGAGUCAAACUACUUAUUCUUGGGUGAUUAUGUCGACCGUGGCAAACAGUCUCUGGAAACGAUAUGUCUGUUAUUGGCAUAUAAAAUAAAAUACCCCGAAAAUUUCUUCCUUUUACGUGGUAAUCACGAAUGCGCUAGUAUAAACAGAAUAUAUGGAUUUUAUGAUGAAUGUAAACGGCGGUAUAAUAUAAAGCUCUGGAAAAUAUUUACGGACUGUUUUAAUUGUUUACCUGUGGCAGCAAUUGUUGACGAAAAGAUUUUUUGUUGUCAUGGUGGUCUUAGUCCUGACUUGCAAUCAAUGGAACAAAUUAGGCGGAUUAUGAGGCCGACAGAUGUUCCUGAUCAGGGACUAUUAUGCGACUUGCUUUGGUCUGAUCCUGACAAAGAUACAAUGGGCUGGGGAGAAAAUGACAGAGGUGUAUCAUUUACAUUUGGUGCUGAAGUUGUGACAAAAUUCUUGCAUAAACAUGAUUUUGAUCUCAUAUGUAGAGCUCACCAGGUUGUAGAGGAUGGUUAUGAGUUCUUUGCAAAGCGUCAGUUGGUCACUUUAUUUUCAGCACCAAACUAUUGUGGAGAGUUUGACAAUGCAGGAGCAAUGAUGUCUGUCGACGAAACUCUAAUGUGCUCAUUCCAGAUUUUAAAGCCGGCCGACAAACGAAAGUACAUGUAUGGAGGAUUGUCAUCAGGCAGACCAGUUACACCACCCAGAGGAUCUGGUAAACAAGGAAAAAAUAAAAAAUAACCCAUCUUGAUGCAAUAUAUAUUUCUAUAUCUAGGUAUGCAACAACAAAGUAUAAUUUUAAAAAUUAAAUGUUAUAUAAUAUGAAAAACAAAUGAAAUUUUUUUUUAUAGAAAAAAAACUAUACCGAGUAACUAGUUUAAAUAAUAAUGUAUUUAUAUCAUUAAGUACCUUUAUACUCCAUCAUAUAAUGUUAACAUAAAAUCUCAAGAUCAAUUUUAUUAACUUGUCAUUUGGAGUAUUUUUUAAUAAUUUAAUAUUAUUAUUGAUAUAUUGUAUUUGCACUUAUUUUUUUUUCAUACUCGGUCGUUUUUUCCUUUCCUUUUUUUGUUUUUAGUUUAAGUCUUAAAUUAUAUUUUAUUUUUGCUAACUUAGUUUUGUCCAUAUACUUUAAACUGCAUACAAUUUCUACAAAAAAAAAAAAAAAGAAGUUGCAAUUUAUUUAGAAUAGUUCUAAAUAAAUUACAAUUGAAUCAUAAAAUCAACUAUAUUUGUUAUUUUAUCAGACAUUUUUAGCUCAUUUAUUUUAUUGUAACUAAGAUGUAUUUAUAAAACUAUUGUUUUAUAAAAAAUUAAAAAAUCAAAAUCCCAAAGUUAAGUACAACAUAAUAAUUAUUGUUAUUUAUUGUUUUGUGUAUUUAGAUUACACUUUCGUUAUAAAACUAUUAUAACGUUAUAUUGUACAUUUUCAGUAGAAAUACGUAAAUCAGAACAUAAAACAUAUAUGAAAAUGUUGAAUACUAUCCCAAUUGAUAUAAUAUAUAAAUCACAUGCAAUGUAAAUAUCAAUAUAUUAAUUUUAAAAUUAUACUAUAAAUGUACGUUUUGCAUUAAAUUUUUAAUGCAAAUACAUUAAAAGUAGCAAAAUGUAAUUUAUUUAAUGAACUUCUUGGAUUACUUUUUUUGGCAAUGAACAAAUUCUUUGCCUACGUAACACUUAUUGUAAUUUGUUGAUAGCGUAUGUAUUAUUUUAUUAUAAACCAAAUUAAAAAA